CCUGCUACAUUAAAAAUGAGGGCGUCACCGAUCCUAAGUAUCCUAAACUAUAUCUGUCUGUCCCUGAACCUGCAAGAACGCCUGCUGCUCCUACGGAGCGUAUAUAAGACUGACGGCGUUCUAUUACAAUGCGCAGUGUUAGAUUACCAUCUCGUCGACAACAACCGAGCAUUGCGUUUGUUAGCGCUUGGAGAACUCGUUUUUACAGUUGCAAUUCGUACACUCUCGAUUCAAGUGCGGAAAAGCUCGCGGAUUUUAUUAUUCGUCAUGGAGAACAUACACGCGUCAAAUCGGGUUGAUGCGAUUCGCAGCGACAAGACCACCACCAGUUUCGUGAAAGAUGCGCCGAAAAUUACGAGAUACUCGUUGGCCGAUUCGGCUGACGGAUCCAACAGCGAUAUGGACUAUCACAUUCAGAUAAUUACUAAGGAUGAUCAAAUGAGGGUGAUCAAGUUCCUGAGGAGAUUCUUUUUCAGAGAUGAGCCGCUCAAUCAGAGCGUCCAAUUGAUUCCAGAGGGUGAAGACAGUACUUGUGUGGAAUUGGAGGACUACUGUAAUCUCGCCUCGUUCGACAAUAACUUGAGUCUAAUGGCAGUUUCCGCGAAUGAUGCAAUUGUUGGAGUUCAGCUCAAUGGCAAAAUAGAUCCUCCGUCGAAUGAAGAACCAGAAUAUAUACGAUUGUGUAAAAACGCAAAACUUAAGAAGAUACUGAGAUUACUACAUCACAUAGACAAAGGUGCGAAUAAGGAAGGAAAAUUUCGGGAUUCCAAUGUCUUGGAGAUCAGAAUACUUUCGGUGGACACGAAUUGGAGAGGACAAGGUAUCGCGAAGACUCUCAUGGAAAAAACAGCAGAAAUUGCAAAGGAGCAAGGAUUUCAUUACCUCAGGGCAGACUGCACGUCCUUUUUUUCCGGUAAGUUGUGCCAGCGACUUGGCUACGAUCCGAUAUAUAAAGUUAAUUAUAACGACUAUGUGGAUGAGGAUGGAAAGCCAAUCUUCUCACCUGCGUCACCGCACAUAGCUGCUGUCACAUAUAUAAAGAAAUUAUGAAAAUAAAGAUGGGAUUGAAAAGAGAGUGCAUCUGGGAUGUACGAAAGUUGUGUGAAGAAUAAUAAAAAGUAGGAUAUAUUAUUAAAAUAUAUAACGGUAUCUUUACUGUAAAAAAAA
Wasmannia auropunctata (little fire ant) is the source of this 1167-nucleotide messenger RNA. RefSeq names its product dopamine N-acetyltransferase-like. Gene Ontology annotation, molecular function: N-acetyltransferase activity. The record is from RefSeq and is a predicted model, not a curated record. NCBI's taxonomy places the organism in Eukaryota, Metazoa, Arthropoda, Insecta, Hymenoptera, Formicidae. Bases 16 to 1050 code for a protein of 344 amino acids. The transcript has 4 exons.